AUGUCGCAAGGCUCUGACUUCAUCACGGACACGGGUGCCACCAACCAGGAGAAGUUCGAGCAGAUCAUGAGGGAACUUCCUCAGUUGGCCGGGGUCGGCUGCGAGGUGCGCGUCAAGGGCUUCGGAUACAGCGUGCAGAGGGCCAAGGGCAGCACCGACGAGCCCACCGUGGGCGACAACUUUGUGUCGCUCUGCAAGACCCUCAUGUGCCUCCCCCUCAUCGAGAGGCUGAAGAAGGGAAAGGAGGUGGAGACCAAGGUCAUCCUGGACGAUGUCAACGCCGUGUUCAAGCCGUCUACCACUACCCUCGUGCUCGGCGCGCCAGGCUCCGGCAAGUCAACUCUACUCAAGGCACUGGCGGGGCUGCUCAAGCACGACGCAGGGCACGUGAAGAAGGGCAGCGUCACGUACAACGGGGCCACCAAGGAGUCUGGAAAGUUUUCUCUGCCCAAGGUGGCGGUUUUAGCGGAACAGGCGGAUCGCCACCUCCCCACCAUGACGGUCCACGAGACCCUCAAGUUCGCCUUCGACUCCAUGGCUGGCGGCACGCACGCGGAGGGCCUCGUGGAAGAGGACGACGGCCUGACCGACGACCAGAAGGACCUGAUAUCCUGGAUGGACAGCAAGGACCUCAAGUACUUCGGGCUGGUGGAGGUGGAGAUGGUGAUGCGGCAUCUGGGCCUGCUUAACGCUAAGGACACGAUCGUCGGAGACAACUCUCUCAGGGGCGUCAGCGGGGGCGAGCGGAGGCGCGUCACUCUCGGUGAGAUGCUGUGCGGACCGCAGACGGUGGGACUGCUGGACAGCAUCUCGACCGGGUUGGACAGCAGCACGACCUUCGACAUCAUGAACACGCUCAAGUCAGCGUCACGUAGCUUCCGCGUCACUGUGGUGGUCGCUCUACUCCAGCCGCCCCCUGAGACGUACGAGCUGUUCGACAACAUCAUUCUCAUGGCCGAGGGGAAGAUCAUCUUUCACGGGCCUCGCGAGGACGUGGUGCCGUACUUCAACAGCCUCGGGAUUACCUGCCCUCCCCGGAAGGACGAAGCUGAUUGGCUGGUGGAGCUCACGGGGGAGGCCGGGAACGUUUACCGCACCCGCAUCGAGACAGGGGGAGGGCUUGCCCGGGCCCCCGUAACGACCGAGGAGUUCCACGCCAGGUGGCGUGAAAGCGAGGGGGGAAAGGCCAUCGACCAGGAGCUGAGGACGGCGGGAAGCCUUGACGAGGCGGCUUGGCCCGCCGUGCACCGGCAGAGGUACCCCAAGUCUUGGUGGUACCACCAGAAGCUGUGCUUCACCAAGAAGUCGAUGCUGAUGCUGAGGGACAAGGCGUUCAUCAAGAGCCAGGUCUUCAGUGCUCUCUUCAUGGGACUGAUCGUGGGAUCGAUCUUCUACGACCUCGACCUCGAUGACGCCAAUGCCAAGUUCGGACUAAUCUUCUUCGCCCUGCUCUACCUGGCUCUGGAGGGAAUGGCUCAGAUCCCGGGGGCCAUCGAGCGGAGGGGGGUGUUCUACAAGCAGAACCAGGCCGGCUUCUACCCGGCCUCGUGCGAAGUCGUGUCCGACACGCUCGUCAACACGGCUCUCACGGUGCUUUGCUCUCUAGUCUUCGCCCCCGUGGUCUAUUUCCUCGUGGGAUUCAGCACCUCCGAUAACGGAGCAAGGUUCUUCACCUUCAUGGUCAUUGUGACGGCGACAAACGUGAACGUGACCCAGUACUUCCGAUUUUUGGCAGCAUUCUUCCCGAACUUCACGCUGGCACAGGGAUUUUCGGGUCUGAGCGUGCUCGUCUGCGUGCUCUUCUGCGGCUACCUUAUCCCCGGCGACGAUGUUCCCGCUUGGUGGAUAUGGGCGUUCCAUGUGAACCCUCUCACGUGGGCGUUCCGGGCUGCCGUGCUGAACGAGUUCCAGUCGCCGGAGUAUGAGGACACGUGCGGGGUCGAGGGCUUGGCUGAGGGAGAGACGUGCCCCGCGUCGCUUGGACAGGUUGUCAUCGAUGCCUACGGGUUCGAAGACGACGAGGGCUACAUCUGGGGCGGCGUUGCCUUCAUCCUGGGAGAGUUCUUGCUCUGCGCCACGGCUACUGGCUUGGCGUUCCGAUUCAUACACUGGGACUCCUCAGACAGUGCCCCCAUUGCGCCCAGCACCGACACCUACAAGGACGCCGAAGCAGACGCAGACAACCCGAGCGUCGAGCAGUUCAAUGCUCCGGUGGCGAAGCUGAAGCGGCAGGCAUCCCAGCUCGAGAGGGGGCUUCCUUUCGAGCCCGUGACUAUGACAUUCAGCGACGUGUCGUACAGCGUGCCUCACCCCUCCGGAGACGGCAACCUGGAGCUGCUCUCGGGAAUCUCCGGAUUCUGCAAGCCGGGCGAGAUGACCGCUUUGAUGGGGUCCUCUGGUGCCGGAAAGACUACGCUGCUCGACGUGCUGGCCGGCCGCAAGACGGGCGGAACGAUCACCGGCGACAUCCGCCUCAACGGCCACCCGAAGCAGCAGAAGACCUUCACCAGGGUCUCCGGCUACGUCGAGCAGCAAGACAUGCACUCCGCGGUCGUGACCGUGAAAGAGGCCCUGAUGUUCAGCGCAACGAUGCGGCUGGACGACUCCUCUGUGGACAAGAACCGCCGUGAGGAGUUCGUCGACGGCAUUCUCUCGAUGCUGGAGCUGGACGUGAUCGGCGACCGGCUGAUCGGUAGCAACGAGGAGGGCGGGUUGUCCCUCGAGCAGAGGAAGCGGACCACGCUAGGGGUUGAGCUGGCCGCGAACCCGAGCAUCGUCUUCCUAGAUGAGCCAACGUCCGGCUUAGACGCUCGCUCGGCGCAGGUGGUGAUGCGCGCCAUCCGCAAGGUGGCCGCCACCCAGCGCGCCGUGAUCUGCACCAUCCACCAGCCGUCCACCUACCUGUUCGAGAUGUUCGACGCGCUGCUGCUGCUCAAGAAAGGGGGACAGGUCGUCUUCUUCGGGCCUCUGGGAGACAACAGCAGCAACCUCAUCAGCUACCUCCAGUCCAUCCCCAGCACCGUUCCGAUCCGUGAUCACGUCAAUCCGGCAACGUGGAUGCUGGAGGUUAUCGGUGCUGGUACCACCGGCAAGACCAACCCACAGAUGUACGCGGAUUUCUACAAGAAGAGCAAGCUCAGGAACACUUCCAUGGCAAAGCUGGAGGGCCUCAUGAUCCCCCCCGAGGGGUCAGGGCCUCUCAAGUUCAAGUCUGUCUUCGCGGCAUCCCCGUCCCUGCAAGCCAAGGCGUGCAUGAAACGGGCGGUGAUGCAGUACUGGCGCAACCAGGACUACAACUGGAUGAGAAUGCAGCUCGCCAUUCUAACGGCCAUCAUAUUCGGCAGCAGCUUCAUCGACUCAGAUUUCGAGACAGAGGCAGACGUGGCGUCGAGGCUGGGGGUGAUAUACAUGUCCACCAUGUUCGUUGGGGUGAUCUGCCUGGAAACAGCCAUGCCUGCCGCGGUGAAGGAGCGCAUCGUCUUCUACAGGGAGCAGGCCGCAAACAUGUACAGCGUACGUUCGUACGCCAUCGGAUACGCGGUGGCGGAACUGCCGUACAUCCUCUUCAUGUCGCUGGCCUUCUGCUCGAUCUUCUACUGGAUGACGGACCUCGCCAACUCGGCCCAUCAAUUCUUCAUGUACUGGCUCUACUUCAUCCUGUGGAUAUCCCUCAUGGUCUUUACUGGCAUGAUGCUCGUGAUGGUGGCCGAAACCUUGGGAAGCGCCCUGUCGUCCAUGUUCAGCCUCUUCGCGGGCUUCCUCAUCAACCCGGCCAAAGUCCCUGAUCCCUGGCUGUUCGCCUACUACUUGAACCCUUUGCACUACGUUGUCGAGAGCACCACCCAGUACCGCAACGACGACACUGUCAUCACCACCGCCACGGGUGUGGAGACCACGGCGGAGGAGUUCGUGGACGACUUCUUCGGGGGGGAGUACAAGUACGACAACCGCUGGUACGGCGUCAUGGGACUGGUGCUCUUCAUUGCGGCCGUGCGCAUGGGCUACCUGUAUGCCCUCAAGAACGUCAGGCACCUCAACCGCUAGAGUUCCUUGUGCUCCCAAGGUCACCGCAAAACAGCGGUCGUUUGUACAAGACGAUGGUUCGUACACUUUGGCAGCGUAGUAACCGUGUGAUAUGCGGGGUAAUUUAAACGUAGGCCAGGGAUUUGUUUCCCCGGGGGGGGGGGGGGGGUUCGUAUGCAGAUCGGCAAAGCACUGCCCGCAGGUGUGGAACUAAGCACUUGGAAGGCGAAGUGAUCGUGUUGGGUUCUCUCACAACCCGGACUACGGGGCCUCGAUUCGAGGCUCGCGCAGGAGGUCGUUAUCCGACCAAAACUUUGCCAGUUGCGCGUACAUAGCUUGGGGCGAACACAUCUAUCGUCUCCUAAAAACCGAAAUUGCUUAAUUACUUGAGAUUGUAUGGAUUAGUUAAAUUUGCCAGAGCAGUGGCAAGUGUGAGAGGAUUCGUAGAAGAACUGUUCCUCCGUACACGAUUUCGCUCAUACAGAAGCCGGACUGCACUGACUGACACCUGGCACCAAGGCCAUUCGUUGUUUUUUUGCUGUUGAGAAAGGAGUUUUUCACCAUAAGUUGUAUCGAAGAGUGGGCCGCGUGUGUGCUAGGAGACUUCUGUCCGUGAGCUAACCCGCCCUGAGU
Molecule: messenger RNA, 4656 nt
Organism: Ectocarpus siliculosus
Lineage: Eukaryota; Phaeophyceae; Ectocarpales; Ectocarpaceae
Source: the annotation of a GenBank genome assembly